Striga asiatica is the source of this 768-nucleotide messenger RNA. NCBI's taxonomy places the organism in Eukaryota, Viridiplantae, Streptophyta, Magnoliopsida, Lamiales, Orobanchaceae. The record is from the annotation of a GenBank genome assembly.
AUGGGAAGAGCUCCUUGCUGUGACAAGGCCAAGGUUAAAAGGGGGCCUUGGUCUCCUGAAGAAGAUGCUAAGCUUAAAUCCCACAUCGAAAAGCAUGGCACGGGUGGCAAUUGGAUUGCCUUGCCUCACAAAAUAGGUCUGAAGAGAUGUGGAAAGAGCUGCAGGCUGAGGUGGCUAAAUUAUCUUAGGCCCAACAUAAAGCAUGGAGGCUUUACUCAAGAUGAAGAUGACUUGAUUUGCAGCCUCUAUAUUAGCAUUGGUAGCAGGUGGUCAAUAAUUGCAGCUCAAUUACCGGGAAGAACGGACAAUGACAUAAAAAACUAUUGGAAUACGAAGCUUAAGAAGAAGCUGUUGAUUGGGAACAAUAAGCCGAGCCGCGGCUUACAAAGCCGCAGAGCCAAGCCAUCGGUUAAUAAUCAAUAUAUGUUGACCCAAAAUGAUAGGCUUGACCAGCCGCCGGCUUCAAAUAAUUCCCAGCUGGCUAAUAUUCUGCCUGUGCCUCAAUUGGAAGCUACAUUAAAUUAUGUUUAUAGUGACAUUAACUUUGAUCCAAAUUAUGGGGCAGCUAAUUAUAUAAGUUUUCCAGCUUAUGAGGAGAUGAUCAUGCACAAUACUAAUGGUUAUAAUGAUGUGCCCGAUGGCCUACACGGCUUCUCUGUGGUGGAUACGGUCAGGUUCGGUACAAUUAGCUCCGGUUUGACGGAAAAGGCAGAUUGGGACAACAUGCAUGAAUCUGGAUAUUUACCGUUCUGCCCUCUGCAGUUCUGA